Molecule: messenger RNA, 561 nt
Organism: Cordyceps militaris CM01
Lineage: Eukaryota; Fungi; Ascomycota; Sordariomycetes; Hypocreales; Cordycipitaceae
Product: cupin domain protein
Exons: 1
Coding region: 1-561 (186 amino acids)
Source: RefSeq, a predicted model, not a curated record
AUGGUCUUCACGAUCCCCGAACUUCCCAAGUACGAGCGCGGGUCAGUACACACAUCCUGGACGGAGGCGAUCUGGCUCUCUUUUAUGCUCCUCUCGGCGCAGAUUCGAGCGCAUUUGAGAAGAUUUCCAAGAAAAAAAAAAGACAAAAAAGCAAGGCUAACCACUAGUUUCCUGUCCCACAGCCGCCCCCUGCCGUCGGUCGAGGUUGCCUACCACUACAAGCUGCCCAACUGCCCCGGCAAGUCGUCGAUUGGCAUCCUGGUGACGUUUCCGCCCAACUCGGCGACGCCGCCGCACAAGCACGCGGGCGCGUCGGUGUCGGUGCUGGUGCUCGAGGGCAGCGUCAUCAACAAGAUGAACGACGAGGAGACGCAGGUGCUGACCAAGGGCGAGAGCUUCUUCGAGGCGCCGUGCUGCCACCACAAGGUCAGCAACAACUACAGCACCACCGAGGUGGCGAGGAUUCUGGCCACCAUGGUCGUCGACGACGAGGUCGUGGACAAGGGCGGAUAUGGCGCGCUGACGGUCAUUGAUGAGGAGUAUGCGGAUGUGAAGCUUUGA